ACUGUAGCUCCAGUCGACGCCGUUGAUCUCCCUUUCCAGAUGCCGUUGGCCCGUGAACCUGGCGCCAAGGUGCCGAUACAGGCAGUCGGCAUCCUUUUCCACCACCUGAUUAAAUUCACACCUCACCGGCCGGAAGCACAUACGAAGUAUCGCGUCUACUCGACCGUCAUUGUGGGCCUCGUUCUCACUUGGCUCACUCGACAGGCUGGCUUCGAGGAUCCAGACGAGCAGGCCGAAUAG
Messenger RNA from Protopolystoma xenopodis, 240 nucleotides. Lineage: Eukaryota; Metazoa; Platyhelminthes; Monogenea; Polystomatidea; Polystomatidae. The record is from the annotation of a GenBank genome assembly.